Molecule: messenger RNA, 459 nt
Organism: Parnassius mnemosyne (clouded apollo)
Lineage: Eukaryota; Metazoa; Arthropoda; Insecta; Lepidoptera; Papilionidae
Source: the annotation of a GenBank genome assembly
AUGAGUUAUUGUGUUCUGUCUAAAGUACCAGCAAUUGCCGAAAAUGUUCUAAAUGAAGUUGAAGAGAGAAUAAAUGCAGCAGAUGUCAAGCAAUUUUCAGAUGAAGAUCUACUUACUUUGCAUUCGGUAUUUGGCGUAGUAUUGCAAAGGGCAUUAGAUAUAAUUGAGAAAUAUUCAACUUUUGUUACUUAUUGUACUAAAGGCAAAUCGCGAGAGUUAAUAGAAAUAAAUGGUGAAAACGACAGAUGUUAUAGAGUAUUUCCUCGUAUUAACUUCUGCCCAUGCCGAGCAUUUAAACACCAAGUUUUAGAGAAAAAAACACAAGUUACAUGCAAACAUGUAUUAGCAGCAAGGAUACAACAAAUAUUGGGUAAAACUGUUAACCACGACAUUUCUCAUAAUCAGUAUUUAAUGUUGGUUAAGUCUAUGUUUGAUUUGGAAGAGAAGAAUGAUGGAUGA